AACUGAGGUAGGGGUAGUGCUUCUUCAUAAACAAUUGUAGAGUCGAAUAUUUUUCUAAUUUAGUAAGUCGGUUGUUAUUGGUAUAUACAGGGGGUUUGCAAAUGGAGGAGACAAACGAAUCAUAUACCGGUCAGGUUCGCGUUCAGCAAGGAUGGUGGAUGAAAGAUGGAGGCGGUGUGUGGAGGUUCGUGGAGUUAUCGGACAGGCCAGGCAAAUACGUGCGUUUAAGGGAGGGUACUGGCGUGGAGGCAACCAAAACGAAGGUUAUGACGGAGCUCAGCAUUGACACGACGAAGGAGAAGAUUGAGCUGACGUACCAGGUGCCGGAAUGGAUGGAUGUUGAUGGGACGGUGAAGCCAGUUCCGAUUCACAUCGUCAGCGACGAUGAUAUGGACAUGUUCUUGGCGAUCCGUGUGGAUAUCCAUGAGAUGACGCUGCUAGCAGUUCCAAUGCCUCUAAACAUGAGCCUCGAGCUUGACGGCUUCAAACAUGUUCCAGUUGUAACUGACCACAGCUUUGGGGAGGUGAUGAGCAAGGAUGAGGUGGCCAAGGAAAUGGAGCGCAGAGCUGCAAAAGAGGCGAUUGACGGCGUCAUCUGUAGCCAACUACCAAGGAAUGACGGAGGCAGUAGCAGUGCACCCGGAUGGAUAGGGAGUACAUACCUAGAACGAGGGUUCCCAACACUAGCCGCAGCAGCUAGGCACUUCAGGGAUGCUGUAAACGAGCAGACCGUGAAUAGGUCUCCAGUGAGUGUCCUAAACCCAGCUGAAAGUUCAGACGGUGAUGAGGCCAACCUCCGGGUGACGCGGUUGACUAGGGAUCUGUUCAAAGAAUUUGAAAAAGAGGGCGAAGGGGACAGCUCAGAUCAGGCAUAUGGAAGUGGAAACAGGGGUUCUAUACCGGCACCUGAAACGGAGAAUGUCUCGCAACCUGAGGGAGGUGAUGACGCGGUUUCCGAAACCUCAAACCGCCAAUCAGCAAGCAAUCCAACUGAAGGCUUGUUCCGAUAUCUAAACCUCCCAGAUGCAACCUUUGCUAGGGACGCAGCACCAGUAAUCGAUGAUACAGAUCCAGAAGGCGGGGAUAGAACGAGGAUGGUUGUUCUCGAUGGGGACUACGAAGGAGAUGAGCUAUUCAUCGGACGGGUCUUCAAGAACAGAGACGACUGCAGGGUGAAAAUAGCAAUCCAUGCGAUAAAUCGCAGGUUUAGCUACCGCAAUGACAGGACAACCAAUGACGUGGUCAUAGUCCGAUGUGUGUCUGACGCGUGUCGCUGGAGGGUUUACGUGGUCCGCUUGGACGACACAGACUAUUUCCAAAUCCGAACUGCUGAACUAGAACAUACAUGCCCAAUUGAAGCGAGAAACAUGUUCCAAAGGCAAGCAACCACUUCAGUCAUAUCCGAGAUUAUGAGAUCAAGAUACAGUGGGGUUGGGGUUGGCCCAAGCCCCAUUGCACUCCGCCAGGCUUUGCGAGACGAGCACAGUGUGUAUCCCACGGCCUCACAUGGUGCGUGUAUCGUCCAUCUGCAAAGAAACGUAGCGGCCAAGUUUAAGACACGCGUCCUAGCAGCCCUGAUCUCAAAGGCAGCUAGAGCUUUCCGGAAAGCAACAUUCCACGAAUACUUUGCGGAAAUAGAGCGUGUAUCUCCUGAAUGUGCUGAGUACUUGAUGUCAAUUGGAUUGCACCAGUGGACAAGGUCGCACUGCGAUGGCGAUCGGUACAACAUAAUGACCUCCAACGUGGCGGAGUCACUCAAUGCCGUGCUAAAGGAGGCGAGAGAGAUGCCUCUUGUGUCCAUUCUCGAGUACAUCAGAGGAACACUUAUGUCAUGGUUUACAAAGAGGCGGGACAAGGCAAUGCGACAUGAUAGGGCUCUAACGCCUAAAGUGGAGGAGAUUGUCAACAAAAGCUACAUGAGAUCAACAGCGUAUGAAGUGCUAAAAAUUAGCAAGGAUGUCUAUGAAGUGAAAACCCCAACGUGGUUAUCUUAUAUUGUGGACCUCCAAAACAAAUCUUGCACGUGUGAAGAGUUCACGCUGCUCAAAAUACCUUGCAGCCACGCCAUAGCAGCUGCUGGACAAACAGAAAUCAAAGUUGAGGAGCUGGCUGCACCACACUACGGGACGUUCUUCUGGAGCCUAGCCUACAAUGGCAGCAUAUAUCCAGUGCCCGACAUGAGCACUCUCCGAGACAUACCGGAUACAAUUGCGACAAGGACAGUUCACCCACCACUGACCAAAAGGCCACCAGGUAGGCCAAAGCGUUCUAGAUACCUAUCAAGUGGAGAGUGUAAGCUGACGAGGAAGAAGGCGAAACGGAGCUGUACCCGUUGCCGUGGGCCUGGGCAUAACCGGGCGACAUGUAAGAUGCCAAUCUAAAGGUUCGAGAUGGCAAUGUAAGAUAUGUGGAGCUGCAUAUUUUGGAUGUGUAAAGCAGCUAGGCGGAAGUUUGCUUGAUGUUUCGGGGUUUAUGAGUGGGAAGCUUUUGUGUUUUGUUUGUAAGAUAUUGAAGUAGAGACCCACCGUUUAAGUUAAAUAUGUAUGGGUGCGAACAUGCCUUCCACCAAUGUCUUUAAAUUAUGUUGAACUAGUCCUAACCAGGUGUAAUGCGUCGAUCGUUUGAGUCCGCACGCCUUGUAAUGUAAUAUAUUUCUGAAUUCAGU
Molecule: messenger RNA, 2665 nt
Organism: Arabidopsis arenosa
Lineage: Eukaryota; Viridiplantae; Streptophyta; Magnoliopsida; Brassicales; Brassicaceae
Source: the annotation of a GenBank genome assembly